Messenger RNA from Syngnathoides biaculeatus (alligator pipefish), 7489 nucleotides. RefSeq names its product DENN/MADD domain containing 4C (gene dennd4c). The coding region runs from base 341 to 6058 and encodes 1905 amino acids. Gene Ontology annotation, cellular component: cytoplasmic vesicle; ESCRT I complex. The transcript has 34 exons. The record is from RefSeq and is a predicted model, not a curated record. Gene Ontology annotation, molecular function: protein binding. NCBI's taxonomy places the organism in Eukaryota, Metazoa, Chordata, Actinopteri, Syngnathiformes, Syngnathidae. Gene Ontology annotation, biological process: regulation of Rab protein signal transduction.
GGGCAUUUCCGCAGGUCGUCUUUACUUUGAAAUCCUCCAGCGGAAGCUGUAAUCUCGCGAGGCUAGUUUAGCUCGACGAAGCCGGAGCGCGUCUGGGCGUCUCUGGGCGGUUCCGUCGCGGCCGACAGCUUCGAGGAAGAAAGCGAGGCAGCAAAACUCCCAGCUCAGACGCAAAUAUGGCGCCGGCGUGCCCCAGCGAGAGCCGCGGCUGAAAAGUGUCCGGCGACGGCGACGAACUUUCACUCGGCGUCGAGCCGAACGAAGUACGCGGAGGUGAACUCGCGGCCGUCCCGAGUGUGCGAAACUCGACGAGGCGGGGGCUGAACGGCGACCCGGUCGCAUGUCAACAUCAACAGCCGGUGCGCGUCCCGCCAUGACCAAGGACAAGGGCCACCGCGUAACCGACUACUUCGUGGUCGCCGGCCUGACGGACAAGUCGGCGGCGCCGGAGCGCGACCUCUCGGAGGCCAAGUCCGGCGGGCCCAAGGCCCCCAUCACCGACUUGGCCGUCAUCAACCGGUCAGCGGGCGAGGCGGUGCCCGAGGGCUUCACCUGCAUCGACAGCACCCACGCCGGCCAGCCGGCCAACCUCAACCACGGCAGCCUGAAAAGCCCCGAGCUCUUCCUGUGCUACAAACGGAGUCGAGGGAAGCCGCCGCUCAUCGACGUCGGCGUCCUGUACGAAGGCAAGGAGCGCCUCAUCCAGGGCUGCGAGGUCAUCCAGGCCACGCCGUACGGCCGCUGCGCCAACGUCAACAACAGCUCGGCCGCCUCGCAGCGCAUCUUCGUCACCUUCCGCCGCGCUCCGCCCGUGCAGCCGCAGAACUCCCUGGCGGUGACCGACAUCUGCGUCAUCGUGACCAGCAAGGGCGAGACGCCGCCGCACACCUUCUGCAAGGUGGACAAGAACCUCAACUGCGGGAUGUGGGGCUCGAGCGUGUUUCUGUGUUACAAGAAGUCGGUGUCCGCAUCCAACUCCAUCACUUACAAGGCCGGUCUCCUGUUUCGCUACCCAGAGGAGGACUACGAGUCUUUCCCCUUGUCGGAGUCGGUUCCUCUCUUCUGCUUGCCCAUGGGGGCCAAGAUUGAAUGUUGGGCGCCGAACACCCUCUCCCCUCUCCCCGUCUUCUCCACCUUUGUGUUGACCAGCAGCUCGGGUGAGAAGGUGUACGGCUCGGCCAUCCAGUUCUACGAGCCGUACCCGGCGGAGCUGCUGAGCGAGAAGCAGAAGAUCCACCUGGGCCUGCUGACCGCCGUGGAAAAGAAGAUGAUCCCCAACCGGCCCUUGAACACCAACAAGUGCAUCUGCCUCCUCUCUCGCUGGCCCUUCUUUGAAUCCUUCCGCAAAUUCCUGAUGUUCCUCUACAAGCUGUCCGUCUCGGGCCCGCACCCGCUGCCCAUUGAAAAGCACAUUUCACACUUCAUGCACAACGUGUCCUUUCCGUCACCGCAAAGGCCUCGGAUCCUCGUCCAGCUCUCUGCACACGACACCUUGAUCCUCUCCCAGCCCGUCUCCACACCUUUACCGCUCAGCGGCGCCGACUACGGCACCCUGUUGAUGAACCUGGGCUCGGAGAACUGCGCCACGUUGCUGCACUUCGUCCUGCUGGAGAGCAAGAUCCUGCUGCACUCGCUGCGGCCGGCGGUGCUCACCGGCGUGGCGGAGGCCGUGGUGGCGAUGAUCUUCCCCUUCCAGUGGCAGUGUCCCUACAUCCCUCUGUGCCCCCUCUCCCUAGCGGGGGUCCUCAACGCCCCGUGUCCUUUUAUCGUGGGCGUCGACUCCCGCUACUUCGAUCUCUACGACCCUCCGGCAGACGUCGUCUGCGUGGACCUGGACACCGACACCAUCUACCUGUCUGACGAGAAGAAGCACAAUAACUGGAAGAACCUCCCGAAGAAGCCCUGCAAGAGCUUGCUCAACUCCUUGAACAGUUUGCACCAGCAGCUGGCCACAGUUUCAGUCCGGCAAAGUGCGCCGACGGACUCGGCGGUGGACAUGACGCCCAUCGAGGCCGACUUCAGCUGGCACAAGAGGAGGACCGGCCUGGAGAUGGAGAUCCAGGAAGCCUUCCUGCGCUUCAUGGCGUCCAUUCUCAAAGGCUACCGCUACUACCUGAAGCCCAUCACCCAGGCGCCAUCUGAGAAGGCCACGGCCGCCGACUCCCUGUACGACCUGCAAGGUUUCCUCAAAAGCAGAGACCGGGCUCACCAGAAGUUCUACUCGCAGCUGACCAAGACCCAAAUCUUCAUCCGCUUCAUCGAGGAGUGCACUUUUGUCAGCGACAAGGACACCGGCCUGGCCUUUUUCGACGACUGUGUCGAGAAGCUCUUUCCCUCGUGCAAAAUCACCGACAAGGGCGCCAAGGUCGAAGGGGAAUCGUCGGAGGACGCCCGCCUGUUGGAGUUGGACGAGUCGCAGAAGAGCGAGCACACGGUCUUCGUGACGCCUCCCGAGCCUCCGGCCGAGGACGGGCACGAGCCGCGGCCCAGAUACACUUACAAAGGUUUCCCCCGACUGAAGACGGAGCUGUUUGAGCGUCCCAAGGAGUUACGGCCGGCCAUCAGCAGCAGAGCGGCGGGCGCCAGUCUCGCCAGCAGCCCCGCGCUGCUGGCCAAGCGGACCAAGCAGGAGAUCAAACUGGCGUCCAGACUGGCAAAGCGCUUCUACGCCGACCCGCAGCUGUGGGCCCGCUGUCUUUUCAGCCACUGCUACAGCCUGUGGUUCAUCUGCUUGCCGGCCGCCGUCCGGCUGGCCGGGUCCAAGAGCCGCGCCAUGCAGCAGGCCUACGAUGUCCUCUUGAAGAUGAGGACGACCGAGGUGGAGGUUUUGGAUGAGGUGUGUUACAGAGUGGUCAUGCAGCUCUGCGGCGUUUGGGGUCUUCCCGUGAUGGCCGUCCGAGUGCUGGUGGAGAUGAAGAAAGCCGGCGUCCACCCCAACGCCAUCACAUACGGAUAUUACAACAAGGCAGCCUUGGAGAGCCCCUGGCCCAGCCGAAACCGCAGCGGCCUUUUCAUGUGGACCAAGCUUCGCAACGUGCUGCGUGGGGUCGCCCAGUUCAAGCAGAACCGCUCUUUGUCCAGAAAGAAACCUACGGGGUCUGACACGGGAGGCGCGUCGUCGGACCGCUUGAGUCACAACAGCGCAGACGGCUCGGGCGACCUCGAUGCGGAGGAACAACCGUUGGCACGCGACCCGAGAGACGCCCAAUUGGAGCGCUGUCCCGCAAGCAGCCGGUCCGAUCGGGCCCGGGACUCCAAGGAUGAGCUGAACGGGGAAACUGCUGAGUCUCCGCUCUCGGCGGACCUUCCCGACAAGAAGAGACAAAAGGGCAGAAUGCAGCAGAACGCAGAAGGUGACGUCACUGAAUUGGCGGAGCCUGCCGGUUCCGUCGACCCGCCGCCCUCCGUCCCCAGCAUCGUGAAAUUGUCCGUCGGGAGUUUGGACGCUGGCGCCGAACCAGUUAAGGCACAGCUGUUCCGAAGGCACAGCAAGGCCGAGGACGUGUCUCUGCCUGACCACGACGCCUCAACGGAAGCUGACUACGCGGCAGAUCGGAAGCAGCACCAGCAGCAGCACCAGCAGCACCAGCAGCAGCAGCAGCAGAAGAAGCCCUUUGCCGAGCGCAGCAGAAGUUUCAGCGCCGAAACGCGGGCCGGGAUGCUCUCGGAAAAAGGCGUGGCGGACAUGGCCGGCCAGCUCGGCGCCGACGCCCGGAUCCUGGCUGCGGCGCUUUUCCCCGGGCAGACCGCAAACAGUCCGGGCGGCGGUGCGACCAGGGCUAACCUUUUUCAGGACGUGGAGGAAGAACCCGAAGACGUCCAAAGUCCGACUGCGGGGAAACCGCCGGCGGAGGAAGACGAGGGUGAGGGAACCGCGGAGAAGCCGGAGAGGAAGCUGUGUCAAACAAACGAGGACGAGUCUGGAGUGCGCGCGGCCAACCUGGAAAGGGCGGACGUGGAGGUGGGGGCGGAUCCUCUUUCCCUCCUGGCGUCCGAGAGCCCGGAGUCUGCCCCCGUAAACGGCCGGGAGGCUGCCCGCUCCGUGCCCCACGUGGUCUCUCGCAACUUGGCGGAGGAAAUUGAAAUGUACAUGAGCCUGCGGAGCCCCCUGGGCGCCAAGUCCUCCAGCAUGGAGCUCAGGCAGUCGGAGGGAGACUCCGUCGACGCGCCGCGGCCCAAGCAAUCUCUGGAGAGGAGGUCCAGCCUCCCCGCGCCGGCGCCGCCGACUCCCACCGGCUCACCGGUUGACACUCCCGAGCGCAGCCCCGUCUCCAUCACUCGCUCCAAAACGUUCGCCGCAAAGACCAAGCCGUCCCUCGGCAGGAUGGCGAGUCCGUCCCUAAAAUCGCCCCUGGUCAAGUCCUCCCAGGGGGGGUCGCUGGGCUCCGUCAUCAACUCCAUUUCAGCCAUCAAGAUGGACAACUUGUUGUCUGGACCCAAAAUGGACGUGCUCAAAUCUGGAAUGAAGCAAGCAGCCAACGUCGCCAGCAAAAUGUGGGUGGCCGUCGCCACCGCUUACUCGUACUCGGACGAUGAGGAAGAACAAGGUCAAAGCGGAGGAGGCUUCCCCGCCAGCCUGGACGAGCACACGCUGAGCGGUUGCGACGCCGAGGACGGCGCCGUCCCGGUCUCGGUGGCCAGCGGCCUGAACCGGAGCUGCGCCAGCAUCGGCAGCAGCAGCGGGAGCAGCGACGCCGGUCGAGCGGCGCAGCACGCGUACGCGACUCCCGGGCGAGCGGGCAGGACUCCCGACUCUGAGGAGGGCUCGUCGCAUCACGCCUCCUCGUCCAGCAUCUUCCAGAGCGCCGCGCUGGAGGUGCUGAUGUCCAGCUGCUCCCAGUGUCGCUCCUGCGAAGCGCUGGUGUACGACGAAGAGAUCAUGGCGGGAUGGACGGCCAACGACUCCAACCUGAACACAAAUUGUCCGUUCUGUCGCGUGGCCUUCCUUCCCCUGCUGCACGUCGAGUUUCAUGACUUGCGCGCGCUGGCCGGGUUCUACAUGAAUCCCAGUGCCUCCGGGGACAGUAUUCACAGUUGCAGCAGUGGCCAACCGACAGCCCCCAGCGACGUGAGGGCGCAGGACCACGUUGGUUUCGAACCUGGGGAGACUCUGGCUCGCAGCCCCGGAGCGCAAAAAAGUUUGAUUCUGGAGCCGGCGCAGUCAGACCCGCUGGGUCUAGUGGAGCGCCAGGCCUCGGCCAAGGGAUGCGGCGGCACGUCGCUGACGCGCAGCAACAGCGUCGGCGGCCCCCUGCAAGGCCUGGACUCGCCCCUGCGACCCGGUCACGGCGUCUCCACCGCCAGCCUGCCCGGCAGGCUGGACGAGGCCUCGGAAGGAAUGGCGAGCGAAAGGCCGAACCCCAAGCCUGUGUCCGUCCCGUACCUCAGCCCCUUGGUGCUGCGCAAGGAACUGGAGACGCUCCUGGAGAACGAAGGGGAUCAGGUGAUUUACACCCACAAGUUCCUGAGUCAGCACCCCAUCAUAUUCUGGAACCUGGUGUGGUAUUUCCGACGCUUGGACCUGCCCUCUCACUUACCCGGUCUCAUCCUGACCUCUGAACACUGCAACAAUGGCGUGCAGCUGCCCCUGACGUCGCUGUCCCAAGACAGCAAGCACGUCUACAUCCAGAUCCUGUGGGACAACAUCAACCUCCACCAGGAGGCCGGAGACCCCCUCUACCUGCUUUGGAGGAGCUUAUUGGAAAAGAAGGGCACCCUGGCGCCGACGGAUCACCAGGAGAUCCGCACGCUGCUCAACACCAUCGUCCGCAACAUCCAGACCAACGACGUCUACGGGCCCAUCAACCUGCUCAUCCGGGAGGUCAAACGCCGGCCGGAGGACUUCAAGCGCCAGAGGAGUAUCUACCGAGAAAUACUGUUUCUCUCCCUCGUGGCCUUGGGACGAGAGAACAUCGACGUAGAGGCUUUCGACAGGGAGUACCAGCUGGCCUACGAGGAGCUCAGCGCCGAGCAGCUCGAGUCUCUGCGGCCUUUGGACCGGCCGCCCGCCCCCAGCGUCCAGUGCUGCCUCAAAUGCUUCGGCACCCCGUUCAUCUAAUCACUUCCGACGAGCGACAAGUGGGUGUCCGCGGAAAGCCGCUUGAGCGUGAACCUCUUUAUCCGGCUUCAUGUACUAGUACGCUCUUGUUCCUCACCCGGAUUGACAAUUCUGUCUCCCGCCGGUCAUCUUCUUUCCAGUACUGUGUGACAUUUUUUUGCCCAACUAUGUAAGGCAAAUACUGCUAGUCGCCUAGCGCUAGAUGUUAAGUAGAAUUACAUAUGGUCAGUCAUACCCCGAGUCGCACUAGUACACGGUUUUGCCAUACUAGUAGCAUGUUGCCGUGCUACUCGUAUGCCGCUGUUGGAAUACUAGUGAAGACAAAGAGCGUGCCGAUGAACUGACGUCGAGCUGCGUUGAGUGAAAUGCUCAAAUGGCUUCUCGUACGGUUUUCUGGAAAGCCGUUUGAGAUCGCACUUUGCGCCCACACGCUAGUAUUCUCCUUGUCUUCACUAGUCAGACAAUUUCGCCCACAAAUAGAAGGAUUUGUAACCUAGUAGCCUUAUUGUACACAACAGCAUACAUCCCAAUUGAUUAACUAGUGAGGAUGAAGCGUGUACUAGUACACUGACCUUCAGCUGGACAUCGCAGAUCAGGAAUAAAUGCUCAAUGGGCUCUCUGGAGAUGUCAGUUGUGACUUCUGAGGACGCAGUACCCGGCGUCGCCUGCGAGUAGCGCUGUUUCCGCGCUGACGGAUUCCCCAGCGAUUUGUGUGUCGCGUUUGCUAGCUCGAAAGGGAAAGACAAAAAAAAAAAAAACCCAAAACAACCUAAAGAGUGAAUCGUGUUUGGGCAACGGCCGGGUCGUGAGAAAAGACUGACACAAAAUGUGCUCAUUAUUCCUCACUUUGGCGACAAAUUUUGUGCCGACGUGCUCGCAUUGUGUGCACAUGUUACGUCUGUGCUGUUGGACAAACGAAGCUAGCAUUUUGUACAGAGGCCGCGUCUACUGUAUUUCCCUGCGACAAACGAGCAUUUUAUGCGCACGCGAGUCCCGGCCCAAAGUCGCCGUCUGGUCUUUUCCCAGUUUGUGCGCGUACUGCCGACGAACGCGUCUGAAAACAUUCCAGGCCGACGGCGGCCGCAACGGAAGAGGAGCGAGGACGCGUGACGUCCGACACAUUCCAUUUGCGAAAAGUGGCGCCACGCUGAUUGAAGACGGGAUGAUGCCACCUCGCAAUCUUAACAAUUUGCUUGUCUUACGAAAAAGAAAAGAAAAGAAAAGAAACUCGAGUUUCUCUAUUUAUUUUUGUAUGAUUGCAGUCAUUACAGUAAGUUUUAUAUGACUAUCCUAACAUCCCUUUUUAAUGUUUAAUGAGAGAUUUCAACCUCUACUGAUUUCUCAAAAGUGAUCUCUCACCGUCCUGUGGUCGAAAAUUGAAUGUCUGCACAGAAGUAUGCUGCAAUAAACAAGUAUGUGACGCGUUGGAAA